AUGAUUCCUGACAACGGCGCUCUGCUCAACAUCGCAGGCAACUUCUUCUAUGGCGACCCCAUGCUCUACGCCGAUGGCUGCCAGUUCUGCCCCUCGGGAGGCAUUCAGCCCCUUCUCUUGACACCAGACAGCCUCACCUUCCCCUCUGGCGGCCGGUGUGCACCCCAGGGGUUGGGAGGACGUGUUGAGACGACGCGUGCGGGGGCCAACAAGCACGGGGAGGCGAGUCUAAAGAGGAACUGCUUCACGUUAAACAAGCAGAUGGAGUGCACAGCGAACGAGACGCAGCGCAGCAGCGACGAGUGCCUGGCAUUCUGCAGCAUGUCGCGGGAGCUGGGGCCGUGCGACGGGCACGGAGCGUGUGUGCCGCCGCAGGCGGGGGCAGCAGAGGCGCGCUUCACGUGUGAGUGCGACGACGGCUUCGUCCCCACCAACGGCACCCUCGGCUCCACCUGCGCCCGCCCUGUCCCGCCGCCCACAUCAGCGCUCUCCACGGGUGCAGUGGUGGGCAUCGCUGUGGGCUCUGCUGCUGCCUUUGCUCUCCUCCUCGCUCUCUUUGUCGUGCUGCUCUGGCCCCGCCAACGCAGGCGGUGGAGCGACCUGGACGUGUGUCAGGAGUUCAGCAUGGGGGAGAUUCUGCGGGCGACAGACAACUGGGCGAGCAGCCUGUUGGGCUUCUGCCUGCAUCAGAACGUGGAGAGCGGCCAGCAGGAGCAGAUCCUCGUCUACGAGUUCGUGCCCAACGGGGACCUCAAGUACCACAUCCACGACUCCAAGUCGCCCCUGACCCUGAAGCAGCGGCUGCAGCUGGCGGUGGGGGCAGCGGAGGGAGUGGCGUAUCUGCACAGCUUCGCGACGCCCAUCGUGCACCGCGACCUCAAGCCCGGCAACAUCCUGGUGGGCGAGCACAACCAGGCCAAGAUCGCCGACUUUGGGCUGCUCAAGCUGCUCAGCCAUGCCGACGGUGGUGACGACCGCACUCGAGUGGCCGGCACUCCGGGCUACCUCGACCCGGACUACAACCGCACCCAAGUCGUCUCCGAGAAGAGCGACGUCUACAGGUGCAUGCGCCCUUGCUAUGCCUUUUGUGUGGAUCUCUUUCAGUGCGUCUUUCCUUCCCUGUUCUCCCCACAACCCUUCCAACCAUAUGCAUUAGAGCAGCUUUGGCGUGGUGCUGCUGGAGUUGCUGACAAGGCAGAAGGCAGCUGUAGAGGGCACCGACAGCCACAUUAG
Molecule: messenger RNA, 1233 nt
Organism: Closterium sp. Naga37s-1
Lineage: Eukaryota; Viridiplantae; Streptophyta; Zygnematophyceae; Desmidiales; Closteriaceae
Source: the annotation of a GenBank genome assembly